Molecule: messenger RNA, 645 nt
Organism: Fopius arisanus
Lineage: Eukaryota; Metazoa; Arthropoda; Insecta; Hymenoptera; Braconidae
Exons: 4
Coding region: 112-483 (123 amino acids)
Cellular component (GO): extracellular region
Molecular function (GO): chitin binding
Source: RefSeq, a predicted model, not a curated record
GAAUCAGUGGUGAUUUGUCAGGAAUUCGAUCUGCUAAAUAUUAUUUUUUAUUUUUUCAUUGGAUCCAGUUGAGCUGCGAUAGAUGACAGUUGAAAUUUUAAUUCGCUCAAGAUGAUUUCGCGGUUGAUUUGGGUUCUUGUUAUUUUUACUGCGGCCCUUGUGUACCAAUCAACGAUGGCGCAAGUCGAUGGAUAUCGUCCAGGAGUGGAUUACCCCAUCUACAAUUCCGUUCCUUUCGGUCUUACUUUCAACUGCAGAGGGAAAUUACCCGGAUAUUAUGCGGAUCCUGAGGCGAGAUGUCAGGUCUGGCACUGGUGCCUUCCCAGUGGUCGAAUGUUCAGCUUUUUGUGUCCCAAUGGAACUGUCUUCAGUCAGACAACUAGAGUCUGUGACUGGUGGUUCAAGGUGGACUGCAAUGAAUCACCGAGACUCUAUGGAAUCAAUGACGAUUUGUACAGAGAUGCCAAUGGAAACCGGAUAUGAAUUAUGAUACGUCGACACUUAUUUAUGCACUCAAUAAAAAUAUGAAAACUCGAGGAAUUGUGAUAUUUUAUCCACUUGAAUCGGGGAAUUUAUCAACAUAGAUCGGUCGAAUAGAAAUCCCUAUUAUCCAUCAGGUUAAAUAAAACAAACAAUAACAAUUGA